GCUCAGACAGACCCCCCCCAGCAUUCGAGGGGCAUUCUGGCAGGAAGGGGCAAUACAGGGCAAUGGGCGAAGGUGCUGGAGCCGGGAAGCGAUGGCCUCUCUCUCCUGCCACCACCGUACAUUGCUGGGCGGUGUUAGGCUUUCAUCGGGCGCGGCCAGCAGUGGCCAUUGGGGGAAGCCGGGUGCCAGACUAGUCCAGCCGGUAAUAAUAAUAUCUCGCUCUUUUCCAGCCCGUCUCAUCAGUAGAUCUCCCAGCACUUUACAAAGGAGCUUGGGAUCCCCAUUUUACAGAUGCGGAAACCAAGGAACAGAUUAGUGAAGUGACUUGCCCAACAUCACCCAUCUGGCUACCAGUAAGGCAAGGGACUUGAACUAAGGCUCCAGAGUCCACAGUUGCUAGGGUGACCAUAUUUCCCAAAGAGAAAACGGGACACCCUGAGCUGCUUGCCCAAGGGCCUCAUCCAACCCCCGCGCAAUGCUGUUGUCCAUCACUGGAACCCUGCGGGUCCCCCCUCAGGAGGCUGUUGCCUGUUGCUGGAACCCUGCCAGCCCUCUCCCCUGCAUGCUGGAACUCCCCGCCCCCCUUCCUCCUCUAUUAGGGGCUGGCAUCCCUUCCCACCCCCCACGUUCCAUCGCACAAAAAAGGGGAAUCAGUUCCAUUUGCUCUUGCCAACUGAUCAAGUUGGCAAGAGCAAACAGGACAAAUGCCUCCUUUUGGAAAAAAAAAGUUGGGAGGACCAGGACAGGGCUUAAAAAAGGGACUAUCAUGGCCAAAAUGGGACAUAUGGGUCCCCUACCAGUUGCAGCCUUACCCACCAGCCUAAAAUAAAGCAUCAGGGCAAACGCUGUUUGUCCACAAGAAGAAGGCAGCUUGUGUAAGGGGACGGAAUUCAGUGCAGCACAGCCCUGCAGCAGCAGCUAUAGAAGCCGUCAGUGGACUCUGGUGUAUCUGAUGAGCCACAGUUCCUCUAUGGCUGAAGCAGAAAAUCAGAAACAACUUCUCAGGCUGAUUCAAGAAGGCAGGCUAGACCUUUUCAAAGAGGAGUUGCAGAGAGAUGAGGAAAUGAGCAAGGAAGUGAGGCGGAAACACUAUGGGAAAUCUGGGGACACUCUACUGCACUAUGCAGCCAGGCACGGUCACCUGAAUGUUUUGACCCAUUUAGUAGAAGCCUUGGAAAUGGACAUCGAGAUGUUUAAUAAUGACUACAAAAGGCCCCUCCAUGAAGCGGCUUCCAUGGGUCACAGGGACUGUGUGUUGUAUCUGCUGGAUAAAGGUGCAACGAUUGACUGCUUGAAAAAGGCAGACUGGACUCCUCUCAUGAUGGCUUGCACCAGGAAGAAUGUGGAGGUGAUUAAAGAUCUCAUUAAGCAUGGAGCAAACCCAUUGUUAAAGAACAAAGAUGGCUGGAAUUGCUUCCAUAUAGCAAGUCGGGAGGGUGAUCCCCAGAUCAUCGAGUACUUGCUCACUGUGUCUCCGAGCAGCUGGAACACAGAAAGUAAAAUCAAGAGAACUCCUCUGCACACGGCAGCAAUGCACGGCUGUUUUGACGUAGUGAAAGCACUUCUUGAGCGGUGCCCCUAUGAACCUGACAGCAGGGACAAAUGCGGAGUGACUCCCUUUAUGGAUGCGAUACAGAACGGGCACAUCGACAUAGCCCAGCUGCUUCUAGAAAAGCAUAAGGCCUGUUAUACAGCUGCAGAUGCAGUAGGUGCUCAGCCGUUGCACCAGGCAGCAGUCACGGCCCAGGACGAAGCCAUCCGGUUCCUUGUCUCUGAUCUCGGUGCCAAUGUCAAUGAGAGAGCAACGUCAGUCCAACUCACGGCGCUACAUUACGCAGCCAAGGAAGGACAUACAAGUACCAUCCAAAUGCUGUUGUCCCUCGGCGCUGAUCUACAUGCUAAAGAUGGGAAAAGUCGAUCUGCCCUGCACAUGGCCUGUGCGGGCCAGCACGCGGCCUGUGCGUGGCUUCUCCUGCAGGCUGGAUUGCAGGACUCCCUGGACGACACUGGAACAUUUGCACGGCAACUUGCCAAGAAACCGGACGUCCUACAGCUUUUCAAGGGAAUAAAUGUUAGCACAUGAAACUGACGGAGGAGAGAAUAAAAGUUUGUUUUCAGCA
Gopherus flavomarginatus (Mexican gopher tortoise) is the source of this 2120-nucleotide messenger RNA. It is a transcript of the gene ANKRD16, whose product is annotated as ankyrin repeat domain 16. NCBI's taxonomy places the organism in Eukaryota, Metazoa, Chordata, Testudines, Testudinidae. The record is from RefSeq and is a predicted model, not a curated record. Bases 953 to 2083 code for a protein of 376 amino acids. Gene Ontology annotation, molecular function: protein binding. The transcript is spliced from 8 exons.